This is a messenger RNA of Stylophora pistillata, 1051 nucleotides long. RefSeq names its product neuroguidin. Lineage: Eukaryota; Metazoa; Cnidaria; Anthozoa; Scleractinia; Pocilloporidae. Gene Ontology annotation, cellular component: small-subunit processome; nucleolus. The record is from RefSeq and is a predicted model, not a curated record. Gene Ontology annotation, biological process: maturation of SSU-rRNA from tricistronic rRNA transcript (SSU-rRNA, 5.8S rRNA, LSU-rRNA).
UACCGACUAAGUCUGUCAAAGCCUCAUGUACACGCAUUUUUCCAACAUGGCGGACGAGAUAGCGUCGAAAGAGGUGAUGGAAAAAGAUUUACCAGAAGUCAUUUCAGCCAUGAGAGAAAUGGGUGAAAAGAUUUCAGAUAUAAACCAGCAGGUUGAAAGCUUACUAGUAAAAAUUUCAAGUGGAUUGUUACCAACCAAAAAGGGUGUGAGUUUUUUAGAACUUAAGUUUCAUCUUCUCCUUAGUUAUGUUAUCGAUCUCACUUACUACCUGUUAACAAAAACUGAUGGGAACUCAUGGCAGGGAGAUCCAGCUGUGGACAGAUUAGUUGAAGCACGAACAGUUUUAGAGAAACUGAGACCAAUUGAUCAGAAAAUGAAAUAUCAGAUUGAUAAAAUGAUCAAGACGGCUACAACAGGAGUGGUGUCAGGUGCUGAAAUUGAUCCUUUGAGAUUUAAACCAAAUCCAGAAAACAUGGUUUCAAAGCUUGAUGAAGAGGAUUCACAGAGCAGUGAGGAGGAAGGUGCCCCAAAAAAAGCAAAAGUUUAUGUUCCUCCAAAAGUAGCUGCUGUUCCUUAUGAUGAUGAAGAUGAUAAGAAGACCAGGAAAGAGAGAGAUGAAGAAAGAGCCAGGAAACGAGUUCUGACAAGCUCUGUUUUACACGAUCUGAGAGAUGAAUACAGUGAUGCGCCACAAGAAAUACGGGAUGAAACUGUUUCACGGUGGAGAAAACAAAAAGAGAAGGAAGAAGAAGAGGAGCGAACGAGAUAUGAAGAGGAAAAUCUACUUCGCUUACCAGCCAAGAAAAAGAAAAAGAUGUCAGAGCGUGCCCAGUCAGGCAUGGACGAGCUGACGUCAUUCGCUGAUUUGUCCGUAUUAAAUGACGAUGAAACGAGUGGUGAUUACCCGACUAAGGCCAGUUCACGCAGUAAAACAUCGAAAUCCAAGUGGAAGAAAAAGCGAGGAGCAACGAAGAAGGGAAGGAAAGGGUUCGCUGGAAGACGCCGAAGAUGAAACAAGAAACUAAUUGAAUGAAUAAAAACUGAAACUCUU